UCAAAUGUAAGAAAGUUAAUUGUAAAGUAGUUGAAAUGUUUACCAUUAGGAACAGACUGACCAUCAGCCAGUUUUACAUUUCGUACUCAAGUUCUGGUCCCUCCUCCAGAUCGCUCUUGAUUACGCCUCCCGACUACAUAUGCCACUUGCCCAUCAACAGCAUCAUUCAAACGUAUCCAAUCAGAUCAUCUGAACGUAGAGAGUGAGAGAGAGAGAAGAGAGAGAGAGAGAGAGAGUGCAACUUCCAUCAACACCACAAUCUCCACAACGUGAACGACACCAACACCAACAACAUCAACACCAUUUUCCAUUAAAAUAAUAACAACAAAAUCAAAAGUUUUUCGCAUAAGUUUUCAAUAAGUUUUUGUUUCGUUUUUGUUUUUGUUUUUGUUUAUCUUUUUUUUUGGUUCUUCUCUCAAAUUCUGUCCUCUCUCAAAUCGGAAUAUGUUUCAACCUUAUUAUUAUCCGAUUUUUAUUCCUCGAUUAAGUUCGAGUUCAAGUUUAAACGAAACAGCGUUAGACUUAUCGUUCAAUGGAUCUAAACAUACCAUCAACCUUUGUGACAUUAAAUCGUUAACAUCAACAGUUAAUUCAUCAAAAUCAACGACAACAACGACAAUAAUUAAACCUUCACCAGCAUCUCCAUCAUCACCACCAUCACCUCCAACAACAGUUAUCACAACGGGAACAACAACCAAUAAACCCUCAUCAAUAUCAUCGUCAAUUUCAUCAUCUCAUUCAUCAACACCAUCUCCAUCAUCUAAAAAUGUCAUUACAACAAUUAAGAAACCCCGUGAACGUACAAUGUUACCUUGUGAAUAUUGUGGUAAAGCUUUUGAUAGGCCAUCAUUGUUACGUCGGCAUCUUCGUACUCAUACAGGUGAAAAACCUCAUGUUUGUGAUGUUUGUGAUAAAGGAUUUAGUACAUCGUCUUCCCUGAAUACCCACCGACGUAUUCACUCAGGUGAAAAACCUCAUCAAUGUAAUGUUUGUGGUAAACGAUUCACUGCCAGUUCCAACCUUUAUUACCAUCGAAUGACCCAUAAUAAGGAAAAACCUCAUAAAUGUAGCCUGUGUUCAAAAUCAUUCCCAACCCCAGGCGAUCUCAAGAGUCACAUGUAUGUCCACAACGGUUCUUGGCCUUUUAAGUGUAACAUUUGCGGUCGUGGUUUUAGUAAACAAACCAACAUGAGGAAUCACAUGUAUCUUCAUUCAGGUGAUCGUCCUCAUGAAUGUAAAAUUUGUCGUAAAAAGUUUGCCCUCCCAUGUAACCUGAGGGCUCACCUUAAAACCCAUGAGGAAUCAACUGCAACUGAAAAAUGUUCCAAGUGUAAUCGUGAAUUUAAACUCAACUCGGGUUCUCUGGUAUUAGGAUUUUGUCAAGAUUGUUAUCGAAGUACCAAUGGAAUACCUUUACUAAGUCAUAAGCUAAGUAAACAUAAAUAAAGAGUCAAACAUGAUUGAGUUUCAAUCCAAAUAAUUCAGAUAAUAAUUGAUCAGAAUCUUCAUGAUAACAAUUUUAAAGUAAUAAUAAUCAUCUUCAUCGUCACAAUCAUCGGUAUCACCAUUACCAUAGUCAUCAACCAUCAAUCUAAUUUAAUUCAUGGACUUUAUUUUUGUCGCUUUUUGUUAAUAUAAAAAACAAAACCCACUCUCAUGGACCAAUGUGGUGACCUAACCCAAGAAUAAACCUCAACCAUUGAUAAGAUGUGAGAUCCUUAUCAAGAUAAUAUAAAGAUGAACAAUAAAUAAAAACAAACACCAAAGACCUUUGACCUUCCAUCUGAUGGACUCUCAGCACGUAGAAAAAAAAAGUUUGGACAAAGUUUCGACAAGUGUAUGUGACCAUUAAGGAUAAUCGAAGCAAAAAUAAUCUCCAGUGAACUUGGAAGAUAUGAAAACGAUAAUCUUCAAAGAAGAAGAAGGAAAAAAAAUGAACAAAACAAAUACGAAGUUUGGACAUGAUAAUGAAAUCGUAACAGUUUCAUUUCCGUUUCUCUUGAACAAGCGAAAUGAACUUUCAACACUCUAACCAUCACCCACCACCUACUCAAUCACUCAUAACACACACACACACAAACACUCACACAUACACAUAAACACACUCAUGAAUUAAUGGUACCUCUUAUUUUUAUUUCGUCACCUUGAACAAUUUUCUUGUCCCAUAAAAGCACCAACAGCGAAAAACGAGCGCAAACUUUUGAAAAUUUCUAGUAGAUUUUUUUUUCUAUUCUCUAUUUGUAUUUUAUCCUAAAUACUAUUUUUUUCUGUAUUCAAAUUAUGUUCUAAAUACUCUUGCAAAAAUGGUUAAUCCACAAUUUAAAUUGUAAACUCAAAGUUUUGAAAUUAACGAAACAAAACGCAAAGAAAAAAAGAAAAAGAUAAAACAAUUGACCAGUGAAAACGAAAAA
This is a messenger RNA of Panonychus citri (citrus red mite), 2411 nucleotides long. Its product is annotated as zinc finger protein 239-like. Lineage: Eukaryota; Metazoa; Arthropoda; Arachnida; Trombidiformes; Tetranychidae. The transcript has 4 exons. Gene Ontology annotation, cellular component: nucleus. The coding region runs from base 445 to 1446 and encodes 333 amino acids. The record is from RefSeq and is a predicted model, not a curated record.